Molecule: messenger RNA, 1605 nt
Organism: Radiomyces spectabilis
Lineage: Eukaryota; Fungi; Mucoromycota; Mucoromycetes; Mucorales; Radiomycetaceae
Exons: 6
Coding region: 1-1605 (534 amino acids)
Biological process (GO): protein deubiquitination
Cellular component (GO): nucleus; cytosol
Molecular function (GO): cysteine-type endopeptidase activity; cysteine-type deubiquitinase activity
Source: RefSeq, a predicted model, not a curated record
AUGACGACCACGUCUCUGUCGCAGCCUCGGGCCAAGGAUGGCAAAACCCCUUAUCAAUCCCGAUUUGAAAAAUUUAGAAAACAGCAACGCAAAGAAGUGCCGCAAAGCAAAUUGAAGGGACCUCUUUUUGAUCAAAGUAAAUUGCAACGUUUCUGGCGUUUCCAACGACGUAUCGGCCCUGGUCUUAUCAACGGCCACAAUACCUGCUUUAUGAAUUCCGUCUUGCAGUGCCUCACUUAUACGCCACCUUUGGCCCAGUAUCUUUUGACAGGUGUCCAUCGAGAAAAAUGUACCAUGAAGACGUAUUGUGCGCUCUGCUCCAUGGAAACGCAUGUACGAAGAUGUUUCAAAGACCCCAAGAGUAUGACCAAAGGCGCGGCUAUUUUGCCCGGUUACUUUACCGGCAACUUAAAAUCCAUUUCGAAAAUGCUGCGAUUGGGACGACAGGAGGAUUCGCACGAAUUCAUGUUGUGUUUAAUGGACGCCAUGCAGAAAGCGUCCAUUCACGGUCUUGGUAAAUUGCAAAGCAAAGUGGAAGAAACGACCAUGCUGUAUCAGAUUUUUGGUGGCAAACUUCAAUCGCAGUUGAAAUGCUACAGCUGUAAAGCGACAUCGAAUACGUACGAUGCAUUUUUGGAUUUGAGUGUGGAUCUCCAUAAAGCCGACACCGUUCAAAAAGCGCUAGGCAACUUUACCAAAGUCGACAUUAUCGGCGGCAACGAUCCGAACAACAAAUACAAAUGUGAUGCUUGUAAGCAAAUGGUCACGGCGGGAAAGCAAAUGACGAUCAACAAACUGCCAAUGAUUUUGAAUAUUCAUUUGAAGCGUUUUGCGUUUGAUAUGCAAUACGGCGAUAUGCGGAAAGUGAAUACCAAGAUCCGAUUCCCGGAGGUGCUGGAUAUGAAGGAUUACAUCAGUAAAGGGAACAAUGAACGUCAAUCCACCGUAUAUCGACUCUAUGCGUUGCUUGUGCACUCGGGUUACGGAUGCCAUUCCGGUCACUACUAUGCCUAUGUGAAAAAUGCAGACGAAAAGUGGUAUUGCAUGGACGACGAAUGUGUGACACCUGCUUCACUCAAGGAAGUUCUCUCACAGCAAGCGUACAUGCUCUUUUAUACGCAAUGCCCUACAGACGCACCAUCAGAGACUGCAAAGCCUUCCACCCCGCCGCCGGCUGUAAGCGAAGCGAAAGACACUCAGCAGCAGAAUAAGAAGAAGGAGGUUAAAGAGGCGAAGGAGGAGACGGAACCUAUGCCGAAAGCAGAACUCAAGAGAAAGAGCAGUGAUGAAGAAUCAACAGAGACGAAUGCGCAGGUUGCGGUUAACAAGAAGCGAAAGACAGAAGUCAAGGAAAAACGACCGAUCAAGAAGGAGGAGAAGCCGUAUGUGGUGGUAUCCGAUCAUCCGGGAGCUUGGGUCGUGGGUACCAUUGAAGACACGUUCCAGUCUUUGCGCGGCAAUUUAUCGCCUCCGACGUUUACAGCUGCUGUGAGCGAUGAGAGUACCUGGGAAGUUUUACCUGACAUUGAAGGUCCUCACUCGCAACAAAUUACGCUCAAAUGGUUGAAGCGAAUGGCCUCGUGGCGAGUGGAAGAUGCAUCAUGA